AUGCUGUCGCGCUCCCGUGUCAACCGAUAUCUACGCGAUCAUGGCGCACCACCUCCAGCAGGAUUCUCAAUAUUGCUUCUGAGUAUGUGUUUAAUCACAUACCACCAAGAUUUGGUKCCUCCGUCCGCGCAUCCACUUGAUCAGGAAACGCUCUACGUGACCACGAAGACUCUUUUCGGCCUAGUACAAGCAUCAUUUCCGCCGUCAUUACAUCUGAUUCAGGCCACUUUGAUAAUGGCGACGUACGAGUAUGCGAACGGCAAAAUACACGAUGCAUUUGCUUCGAUUGGUCUUUGUGCACGCAUGGGAUAUGCUGCACGUAUUGAUACUGCGCAGGCAGAGCAGAAGAUGGAGGAUGAGGAAUAUCUAGAAGCUCAAGAGAAAAGUAAUACGUGGUGGAGCAUCCUUAUUUGCGAGAGGUAUGAUUCUCCCCUGAGACUGUGGAGGAAAGUUGACAUGUACAGGACGGUUUUAUGUGAAACCGACCUUAAGCAACCCUUAUCAACAAGACUACCGCGCAAUACUACCGGUCACCGACCCAAGGGUUCUCCUAGACAGCGAGUCGGCUCCAGUGCUAAAUCAGAAACCGACGAUAGUGAUGCCGGAGGCUUCGCAUGCAUCGUACAGGCGACAUAUCUUUCGGAUCAAGUUGUUAAAGCGCUUGACAUGGCAGAUUUUGAGUCAAGAUAUAAUCAACUAUAUGGUCUCGACUGUGCUCUUCGAACUGUUCUAGCCGUCAUUAUGGAUCAAAGUCAGGGGAGGGGAGGCGUCUACUGCACGGCAAUUAUCGUCCUUCUCAGGUGA
Messenger RNA from Talaromyces amestolkiae, 804 nucleotides. RefSeq lists its product as uncharacterized. NCBI's taxonomy places the organism in Eukaryota, Fungi, Ascomycota, Eurotiomycetes, Eurotiales, Trichocomaceae. Bases 1 to 804 code for a protein of 267 amino acids. The transcript has a single exon. The record is from RefSeq and is a predicted model, not a curated record. Gene Ontology annotation, cellular component: nucleus.